Messenger RNA from Colletotrichum lupini, 612 nucleotides. RefSeq lists its product as uncharacterized. The transcript is spliced from 5 exons. NCBI's taxonomy places the organism in Eukaryota, Fungi, Ascomycota, Sordariomycetes, Glomerellales, Glomerellaceae. Bases 1 to 612 code for a protein of 203 amino acids. The record is from RefSeq and is a predicted model, not a curated record.
AUGCUCGCCUUUAUAUCAACCUUUGCCAUGAACAAAGUCCGAGAACGCAUGCAGGGUUUCAUUGCCAAGCGGCAAGAAUCAAACUGCCCACCAUCGGGGCCGCUUGUGCCCCGUGCUUUCACCAUGACGUUGGAACACUUUCUGGACUUCGACGAUGACAUCCUGGAAAUGGGCAGAUGCGGGUCGAUAUUCGUCCGCAGGUACUGCGGAUCUUGGGAUGUGUCACAGCUGGGGCUGCGAGCUGCCAACAUGCCUUUUCCCGAGCUUCAAGUUCUAGACAUAGGUAACUCAGUACUAAUGGCUUGGACCGAGAUCAGUCAGGUUCUUGUGAAGCCAUUUGAGAUCACAUAUCAUGGUCGAUACGUUCUGAUGACAAAGGCUGUACAACAGACUAUCGAGAUGGCUUCACUUACUAGUCGUUUUACAACAGUCGAGCAUGAGGUGCAGACUAGCCCGCUGACGUUUGCGGAGAAGCCGUCGGACUUAAGCCGUCCGUUCAUCGGGCCAACGACGUCUCUAGGAGAACCACAAACUCUUCUACAGUUUUGGGUGAAAUACAACAUUGCCACCUCUUUACCUACCGCCAACUCAUUAUCCGAUGAGAUCGUAUGA